UGCUGCUUAGGGUGUAUUUUGAAGAUGCACUUUAUAAGGAAAGCGUGAAUCGACGUCGAUUCAUAUUAUUAUAUUUUUUGGUUGAUAAUUUGAGAUAAUUAAUACAUUAUACUGAUUUUGAUUAUUGUUCUCGGGAGGCACGGCAUUUAGAGAAUGUGUUUACCUUAUUUGACAGCUAGUUCAAUGCCAACAGGGUUUAUGGUUGAUGAAUGACAUUCACACAGAGCAGUCGACAUUGCCCUGUCCAUGUCAAGACUGUCUACAAUAUUUUCACUGGAAUACGUUUGUAAGCCCGAAGCAGGUUGAAGAUGCGACUUCGGACUGUCCUGGGAAUAGGCAUUGGGACGUUCAGUGUCCUGGUUGGGGGGGGUAAAGGUCUACUGAAGAAUGGACCACAGACGUGCAGGUGGAGACUACAAGGAAGAAGACAGUACAGUUUUUUGCCAGAUGAUGUCAAAUCCCCACGAGCUGUCGUCAAUCCAGAUAUAUCGAAAAUCCGGAACAUUGGCAUCAUGGCACACAUAGAUGCAGGGAAGACCACCACCACAGAGAGAAUGCUGUAUUACUCUGGAUACACCAGGGCUUUGGGAGAUGUUGAUGACGGGGACACUGUGACAGACUUCAUGGUUCAGGAGAGGGAGCGGGGAAUCACCAUACAGUCUGCUGCAGUCACCUUCGACUGGAAAAAGCACAGGAUCAACCUCAUAGAUACGCCAGGACAUGUUGACUUUACUCUGGAGGUGGAGCGAGCCCUGCGUGUGUUGGAUGGGGCGGUGGCAGUGUUUGAUGCCUCUGCUGGCGUUGAGGCUCAGACUCUGACAGUGUGGCGGCAGGCUGAGAAACAUCAUGUACCCUGUAUCUGUUUCCUGAACAAGAUGGACAAGCCUGGGGCCAGUUUACACUUUUCCAUUGAGAGCAUAAAGAAGAAACUGAAAGCCAAUCCUGUGCUCCUCCAGAUUCCAAUUGGCAGCGGGAAGAGCUUCACAGGAUUGAUUGACUUGAUUACCAACCAGCAAAUGACGUGGCGGGUGAAAUCCAGAGCAGAGGAUGGCCGUGUCUUUGAGACCAAAUCUCUCAGCCAAUCAGAUGACCCGGAACUUCUUCAGGAUGCUAUGGAGGCCAGAGCAGCUCUGAUAGAACAGGUUGCUGAUCUGGAUGAUGAGUUUGCGGAGCUGUUACUUGGAGUUUACGGUGAAAAUUUUGAUGCGGUACCUCCUGCCAAACUCCAGGAGGCAGUGCGGAGGGUGACUCUGGCACGUAAAGGAGUCCCUGUGCUCUGUGGGAGCUCUCUGAGGAACAAAGGUGUUCAGCCUCUCCUGGACGCCAUCACAGCCUACCUCCCUGCCCCAAACGAGAGGCACCAUGACCUAGUGCGUUGGUACCAGGAUGACCUGUGUGCCCUGGCCUUCAAGGUGGUGCAUGACAAGCAGCGAGGUCCUCUGGUGUUUGUGAGGAUCUACUCUGGGACCAUGAAGCCCCAGUCUGCUGUCCUCAACAUCAACAGGAACAACACAGAGAGGAUGAGUCGGCUGCUGCUGCCAUUUGCUGACCAGCAUGUGGAGAUACCUUCUCUGACUGCAGGAAACAUUGCACUCUGUGUGGGCCUCAAGCAGACAGUGACAGGGGACACUAUUGUGUCCUCCAAGGCCUCGGCAGUGGCUGCGGUCCGGCGGGCCCAGAAGGAGAAGGAGGGGGAGAGGAAGAGGGGUGGAGAGCAGGCCAGUCUGGUGCUGGCUGGAGUGGAGGUCCCCGAGCCUGUCUUCUUCUGCUCCAUAGAACCCCCCACUAUGUCUAGACAGGCAGAUCUGGAGAAUGCCCUGACCUGCCUCCAGAGAGAAGACCCUAGCCUGAAGGUCAGGGUAGAUUCAGACUCUGGACAGACCAUUCUGUGUGGAAUGGGAGAGCUGCACAUUGAGAUCCUCCAUGAUCGGAUCAGGAGAGAGUACGGCAUCGAGACCCACCUGGGACCUCUACAGGUGGCCUACAGGGAGACCAUCCUCCAAUCAAUGGCCACCACAGACACGCUGGACCGUACAGUUGGGGAGAGGAGACACAUGGUGACUGUGAGUGUGGCGGUCUGCCCCAUCAUGGACUCCUCUUCCUCCUCGCUCACUUCCUGUGAAAUCACCUACGAUGAGGAAGUGGAGGAGCAGCUGUCCCCUGACGUCAGGGACGCCGUGGAGAACGGCGUAAACAGCUCUUAUCUCCAAGGUCCGUUGCUUGGUUACCCGGUCCAGGGCGUGUCCACUAUGAUCCAGAGUGUGAGCAUGGAGCCGGGGACGUCUCUAGCUAUGUUGUCUGCCUGCGUGUCCCGCUGUAUGCUCAAGGCUCUGAGGCAGGCGGGGGGGCAGGUGCUGGAGCCUGUGAUGUCACUGGAGGUGACAGUGGGGGAGGAGCACCUGAGCUCUGUGCUGGGUGACCUGGCUCAGAGACGAGGGGCCAUCCGGGACAUCCAGAGUCGCCAUGACAGCAAGGUGCUGCUUGCCACCGCACCCCUGGCUGAGAUGAUGGGCUACUCCACCGCCCUGCGAACUCUGACCUCUGGCAACGCCACCUUCUCCCUCCAGCUGGACAUCUAUGAGGCCAUGAACCCCCAACACCAGAUUGCCCUGCUCAACAAGAUGGCUGGCCUCGCCUGAUGACAUCACGCAGAGAUGGAAGAGUAAUUCUGGGAAAUCCCUGCCACAAAAGGACCAGCUGACAUGUGUUAACGAGAGAAUCACUGACAAGUGUGAGUGUUGAGGAGGACAAGGCUGGAGAUCACUCUAAUGCUGAUUGAGUUCAAAUAACAGACGAAGCUUCAAAAGGAGGGUGGUGCUUGGAAUCAUUGUUUUUCCUCUGUCAAAUAUGGUUACCUGCAAGGAAACAUGUGCCGUCAUCAUUGCUUUGCACAAAAAGGGCUUCACAGGCAAGGAUAUUUCUGCGAGCAAGAUUGCACCUAAAUCAACCAUUUAUCGGAUCAUCAAGAACUUCAAGGAGAGAGGUUGUUGUGAAGAAGUCUUCAGGGCACCCAAGAAAGUCCAGCAAGCGCCAGGACCAUCUCCUAAAGUUGAUUCAGCUGCGGGAUCGGGGCACCACCAGUACAGAGCUUGCUCAGGAAUGGCAGCAGGCAGGUGUGAGUGCAUCUGCACACACAGUGAGGCAGACUUUUGGAGGAUGGCCUGGUGUCAAGGGCAGCAACGAAGCCACUUCUCUCCAGGAAAAACAUCAGGGACAGACUGAUAUUCUGCAAAAGGUUAAUUUCUCAGAAUCCCCUUUCAGGUUUUUUUGGGCAUCCUUCAAAAAGCUUUUCCGGAGAAGACAAGGUGAGAGCUACCAUCAGUCCUGUGUCAUGCCAACAGUAAAGCAUCCUGAGACCAUUCAUGUGUGGGGUUGCUUCUCAGCCAAGGGAGUGGGCUCACUCACAAUUUUGCCUAAGAACACAGCCACGAAUAAAGAAUGGUACCAACAUCCUUCGAGAGCAACUUCUUCCAACCAUCCAGGAACAGUUUGGUGAUGAACAAUGCGUUUUCCAGCAUGACGGAGCACCUUGCCAUAAGGCAAAAGUGAUAACUAAGCGACUCGGGGAACAAAAUAUUAAUAUUUUGGGUCCAUGGCCAGGAAACUCCCCAGACCUUAAUCCCAUUGAGGACUUGUGGUCAAUCCUCAAGAUGCAGGUGGACAAACAAAACCCCACAAAUUCUGACAAACUCCAAGCAUUGAUUAUGCAAGAAUGGGCUGCCAUCAGUCAGGAUGUGGCCCAGAAGUUAUAUGACAGCAUGCCGGGGCGGAUUGCAGAGGUUUUCAAAAAGGGUCAACACUGCAAAUAUUGACUCUCUGCAUCAACUUCAUGUAAUUGCCAAUAAAAGCCUUGACACUUAUGAAAUGCUUGUAAUUAUACUUCAGUAUUCCAUAGUAACAUCUGACAAAAAUAUCUAAAGACAAUGAAGCAGCAAACUUUGUGGAAAUUAAUAUUUGUGUCAUUCAAAACUUUUGGCCACAACUGUAUACUUGAGUCAAGAGUUUUUUUGCCCCAAUUCUUAUAAGGGGGGUGCACCACAUAAUUAAAUAGAACAGUACGUUUCUCUAUGGGGGCGACUUACUGGACCAUGCGACAGCGGUGCUGGAUCAGACGACUAUAAGCAUCGUUUGUGUCUUUCACAUCCUUGUCACUCCACAACCGCUCCCCCACAGCACUGGCACGGGGCCUGGGGAUAGGAGAGAAACAUCUUCACAGACUAACAUUACAGACAGUGGAUGGAGAGGAAAGGUAUCCUCUAAGAUCUUUUUUGAAACAUUUGGGUUUGUCUGCAGCGUACCAGAGUCUGGGGGUCAGGUUGGUAGCGUCCACGUAUUCACCCCACAGACAGGCCUCUCCGCCGACUACCAGCUUCUUCUGAGCAUCUGUGCCUGGGUUCACAAGGUCAAAUGUAAUUCAGGGGUCAGGAGGCAAUCACAUGGAAAAGUUUCUGUAUGCCCAUUUCUGCAUUUAAUCUUUAAAUGAUGUGAAUGGAGUUAUUCAUUCUACUACUUCAGUCAACAGGGUUGCACAGAAAUAAAAACGCAUGACCAUCGGAUCACAAGACAGAAGUGGAUGGCUUUUGGCACGGAAGGCGUUUUCCCUGUUCAGGCUCAGAGCAGGUGGGUUGGACCUUAGCGGACUCGUAUGACACAGGUCUAUCAAUUUAGAACAGCAUGGUUAGGGCAAAGUCUUCCUUUAUCACAAACAAUAAAAGUCAAUGUAUUGGUCCUUGCUGCCCUAAUGUAAAUAUACAGUGAGGCAUCUCGAUAAGCGUUUACACCUGUCGAUGUAAAAUAUAAAACUCCAACCGUCAUUUUUAAAUCACACAGCAAAGAGUAGUAUUUUUUUCAGAAAUAAAGCAUCUGCCUAAAGUGUCCAGAUAGACACACACACCAUUAAAGUCCUGUGGGUCUGCCUUGUAAGCGGCCUGCCAGUCUUGGCCGUAGGAGAUGCGGUUCAGGUACCAGGGUGUGGAGAGCAGGGCCUGGUAGCCUGAUGCUGUGACCCUUGCCAUCUCAGCCUGGUACUGCUGCUGGUUGCCUUUCCACACAUGGAUUAGCGUGUCUGCCUUCAGCUACAUACAGUAGACACACAUCACAUACUGUAGAUACACAUGCAACGUUUGAUUGAGGAGUAUCCUUAGUAUUUAGGUGUAGUAUUAGUACUACUAAGUGUAGAGUAGUAUUUUUUUGGGGGGGGGGGGG
Oncorhynchus nerka (sockeye salmon) is the source of this 5205-nucleotide messenger RNA. It is a transcript of the gene gfm2, whose product is annotated as GTP dependent ribosome recycling factor mitochondrial 2. The transcript has 21 exons. The record is from RefSeq and is a predicted model, not a curated record. Lineage: Eukaryota; Metazoa; Chordata; Actinopteri; Salmoniformes; Salmonidae. Gene Ontology annotation, molecular function: GTP binding; GTPase activity. Bases 309 to 2639 code for a protein of 776 amino acids. Gene Ontology annotation, cellular component: mitochondrion. Gene Ontology annotation, biological process: mitochondrial translation; ribosome disassembly.